Strongylus vulgaris is the source of this 146-nucleotide messenger RNA. The record is from the annotation of a GenBank genome assembly. NCBI's taxonomy places the organism in Eukaryota, Metazoa, Nematoda, Chromadorea, Rhabditida, Strongylidae.
AUGGAAAAGAGCGAAAGGGAUGUGGACGCUCUAAUGACCCUGACAGCACGGAUGGCGAUCGGUUCCGACUCCGACCGCCACCUGACUCAUCGCCGAGGCGUGGAUGGACGCGGAGGGAAAAGCAUGGAAAUGGCAAACGAGUGAGA